AUUCCCGCCAUUUUGAGUCUUCGUGUGUUCGAACAUUUGUGCUACUUUCCUCCAUUAGGAAAGCAUGGCAGCAUCAAAAAUUUCUCUCGACAAAGACGCCUUUUUUCGGCGAAUCAAAAGGAUUUACGACGCCUGGAAGAAGGAAGACAGCACGGAAGAUAAUGGGGCUGCUUUUCCAAGUGUCGACACAGUGGUGAUUGCAGUCGGGCAGGACGAAGACGUCAUUUACAGUAAAUCGACAGCAAUACAGCAAUGGUUGUUUGGUUAUGAACUGGCUGAUACUGUAACAGUGCUGUGUGAGGGAUCAGUUCACUUUCUUGCCAGUAAAAAGAAAUAUGAUUUUCUGAAACCAUUACAAGAUAUGCAAGUGAAAUCCAACACUUCACCAUCAAUACAACUUCACUUGAGAAACAAGACUGACCAAGACAAGGAGAAUUUCCAAAAACUGAUUAACUCUAUGAGAGAAAGUAAAUCUGGAAAGACUGUGGGUGUUUUUCAAAAAGAUAAUUUUCAGGGACAAUUUGUUGAUGAGUGGAAAAAUGCAUUUGAAAAGGAGUCCUUUGAAAAGGUUGACAUUAGCAGUGCAGUGGCGUAUGUGAUGUCAGUCAGAGAGGACCAAGAGCUCACUCAUGUCAAGAAAGCUGCACAAGUUUCCUCAGAUAUUUUUGUCAAAUACUUCAAGAAACAAGUCAUGGAAAUUGUAGAUGAUGAAAAGAGGGUGAAACAUUCAAAAAUUGCAGAUGGAAUAGAAGGAGCUUUGGAAUCAAAGAAAUUUUUGCAACCUGGAAUGGAUUCUGAACAAGUUGAGAUGUGUUACUCUCCCAUUAUUCAGAGUGGGGGAAAAUUCACACUUAAGUUCAGUACAGUAAGUAAUGAUGAAAAGCUUCACUAUGGUACAAUAAUCUGCUCCCUUGGUGUUCGAUACAAGUUCUACUGUUCCAACAUUGUUCGCACAAUGUUAUAUGAGCCAUCGCAGGAGCAACAAGAAAACUAUGAUCUGCUUCUGACAACUGUGGAUGUUAUUAUGGACAAGUUGAGACAUGGAGUGAAACUUUGUGAUGUUUACAAUGCCGCCCUUGAACAUGUUACAGAAAAGAAACCUGAUUUUCAGGCUAAUUUUGUGAAAAAUGUUGGGUUUGGGAUGGGAAUUGAAUUUAGGGAAGGUUCUUUACUCAUAACUUCUAAAAACAAUCAUGUGGCAAAGAAAGGGAUGGUUUUCAAUAUAAAUGCAGGUUUCUCAGGCCUGGUUAAUGAUAAUGCAGAGGACAGUGAGGGUAAAAACUAUGCCCUUUUUAUUGGAGAUACUGUGUUAGUUAAUGAGGACUCUCCAGCCUCUAUAUUAACAUCAGCCAAGAAAAAGAUCUCUAAUAUUGGCAUCUUUCUCAAGGAUGAGGAAGAUGAAGGACAAGAUCAGCAAGAAAAUGGAGAGGCUGAAGAGGAUCUUCUUUUGGGUCGAGAGGGGAAAGGGGCAUUACUUGAAAGCAGAACAAGAUAUUCUGAGCUGAGAACUUCAGGGACCACUACUGAAAUGACAGCAGAGGAAAGACGAAAAAAACAUCAACUUGAACUAAAGGAGCAGUUGCACGAAGAAGCAAAGAGACGUCUUCUCGAGUCCAAAGGGGAUACAGAUGCGACUACUAAGUUGAAACCAUCCAAUGUAGCCUACAAACAUCCUACAAUUGUUCCGAGAGAUAAUGAUGUCAGAGAACACAAGAUUUUUGUUGACAAAAAAUACGAGGCAGUUGUUUUACCGCUAUUUGGGGUAGCUACACCGUUUCACAUAUCUACCAUCAAGAACAUCAGUUCCAGCGAUGAGGGCGGUUAUACCUACCUUCGAAUUAAUCUGUUUUGUCCUGGAAGUGCUGUCGGUCGUUCUGAAGGAAGUCUGUUCGCUCAACCCGAGGCUACAUUUGUUAAAGAAGUAAAUUACCGAAGCUCGAACAGCAGACCUCAUGGCGCAUCUCAGCCACCGGCGUCCAAUCUGAACACAGCGUUUCGUCUGAUAAAAGAAGUGCAGAAAAAAUUCAAAACACGGGAGGCUGAAGAGAAAGAGAGACAGGGCGUGGUCCAACAGGGAAACCUUAUACUAAACCCUAACAAAGGCAAUCCAAAAUUGAAAGAUUUGUACAUAAGACCAAGUAUAACUCAAAGAAGAUCACCGGGCACUUUGGAAGCGCAUACGAACGGUUUUAGGUUUGGAAUGUAUCGCGGAGAACACGUCGACAUUUUGUAUGGAAAUGUAAAACAUGCGUUUUUCCAGCCCUGCGAUGGAGAAAUGAUCAUUCUACUUCAUUUUCACUUAAAGCAUCCUAUAAUCAUUGGCAAAAAGAAAUACAGAGACAUACAGUUCUACACUGAAGUCGGUGAAAUCACAACAGACUUAGGAAAACACCAACACAUGCAUGACAGGGACGAUCUUCAAGCAGAGCAGGCCGAAAGAGAGUUAAGGCAAAGGUUAAAAUCAGUGUUCAAGAAUUUUAUUGACAAAGUAGAAGGAAUAACUCACGGGCAAGUGGAGUUUGAUGUUCCAUUCAGAGACCUCGGGUUUAUGGGUGUACCAUCUCGGAGCACAGUAUUACUCCAACCCACAACACAUUGUUUAGUUAACAUUACCGAGCAGCCAACGUUCAUUAUCACUUUGGAUGAAGUAGAACUUGUUCACUUCGAGCGAGUGCAGUUUCAUCUGAAGAAUUUUGACAUGGUAUUUGUGUUCAAAGACUACAAACGUAAAGUGGAACACGUAAAUGCUAUACCAAUGACGUCACUGGAUUCUGUCAAAGACUGGCUGAAUUCAUGUGACAUUAAGUACACUGAAGGAAUCCAGAGUUUAAACUGGGCAAAGAUUAUGAAAACCAUCAACGAUGAUCCUGAAGCGUUUAUCGACAAUGGUGGCUGGAGUUUCUUGGAUCCUGAAAGCAGUGGUGAGGAAGGAGAAGGCAGCGAGGAGGAAGCGGAAAGUGAGUACGCUCCGACAGAAUCAGAGGAAGAGGAGUCAUCGUCACAAGAAGAGUAUUCUUCUGAAACAGAGACGAGCGAAGACGGCUCAGAAUUCGAAGAAGAGAUGGGCAGCGAAGAGGAAAGCGGAAAAGACUGGUCUGAACUUGAAGAAGAAGCGGCCAAAGCCGACCGUGAUAGGGGCCAAGAAGAAACUCCAUCAAAGAAGAGGAAAAAACCUAGUAGCAAACACGAAUCUCCACGCAAGAAAAAACGGAAGAGUUAAACAUUCUAAUGUUGAGUAAAUUUAAACAAGAGUUUGUUAGAAACGGGACAUCAUUUGCUGUCUUUCCAACGUUAUAACUGAAGAUGUCGUCUGCCGAAAGCUGCGGUAGGAAAGGAGAGCGAACUCGUGCGAACAUUAUUGUUUACAGUGGCUGGUGAAUGCGCGACAUUAUGCAUUCUGGUAUUAUUAUGGAUAGCACUUAGGCCGUUUUUAGUAGUUCAACUGACUGGCUAGAAUCAGUUACAACUCUCCUGUUAGACAAGUUCAUGUUUGGAGGGAUUUUUACUUUCGAGUGAAAUUUCACGUUUCCAUAAGAAGCCUGUUCAUUUUUAUAUUGACUGGUUUGGCACACUAGUUGUAAGUAAUGGUGAGCCCUUUAGUUUCCAGCGGUAACGUAAUGCUUCAAAUAAGACUGGCGCUAGGAACGUGCCCAGUCUUUCGUUUUUCGUUAGUCGCCUAUAUUCUACAUCUUUUAGGUUUCUGUGAAUACUUGUAAAGUUGAAAAAAAUGUGUUCCGCCUAACGGUUUGACGUCUGUACUUUGAAUGUUGCUCGAGAAUUUCUCCGUUACAUGUACAUGUAUCUGUCCAAGGUCUGAUAGAAGCAAUAGGUUAAUAGGUGCCUUCGGUGACCGCACACUUUACAGCCUUAUAUCUGAGGCCGAGCAGUUAAUUGUUAUUCCUGUCCGAACUUCGACAGAAAUCAUACGUUUGGCUUUGAUACGAAAGCUUCUUUUCCUAGUUACCAACACAUUACUCUAUAUUUGUCCAAUCACAGUUGAGAUGCAUUACUUUGAUUGACAUUGACUGAGUUCAAGAUGGCAAUUCCGGGUGAGGGUUUGCAAAGUUAUUCUAUUAUUGAUAAACCUGAAAUCCUAGAUACUUUGAUUAGUUUCUAUAAACGAAAAUACCACCUGAUAUCGCAAAAAUAAAGAAAAAUUAUGGUAUAGUUGUAAAAACAAGGAGUUGAAGGACUGGGAUCAAUAUCAGUAUCUGGGCAACUGUCCACCUACCCCUCCCCUAACCCAACAUUAUCCUCAACUUGGCAAUUGACUGUUGUUGAAUUAGGGGAGGGGUGGGUGGGCAGUUGCCCAGAUACUGAUAUUGAUCCAAGGACUGUAUAUGCACAUGUGUAAAUUUCCCACAAACGUAGGCAGGUUGUGAAGAGAAAAACAGUUUGAUUUCAAGCUGUCUGAAAUAAAGUUCAAUUAUGUGUUGAA
Pocillopora verrucosa is the source of this 4438-nucleotide messenger RNA. Its product is annotated as FACT complex subunit SPT16. The record is from RefSeq and is a predicted model, not a curated record. Lineage: Eukaryota; Metazoa; Cnidaria; Anthozoa; Scleractinia; Pocilloporidae. Gene Ontology annotation, cellular component: FACT complex. Gene Ontology annotation, molecular function: nucleosome binding. Gene Ontology annotation, biological process: transcription elongation by RNA polymerase II.